GUGCAGCAUAGCAACCUGUAUGACCGACCUGUAGUGUCCCCUGCAUACAAAACUUGUCCAGAAUGGCCAGUUUGUCCGAAGUCGUGACGACGGCCCGUGACUAUGUGGAUGUGCCGACGAUUCUGGUGGCCGCCUGUGCGUGCCUGCUGACCUUCCUGUACCUGCAGUGGCCCAAGAACCUCCCGCCCGGGCCCUGGGGCUGGCCGCUGCUCGGGAACAUCCCCAUGUUAGCCAAGUGUGCCUUUGUACCUGCGACCUUCACGGAGUUGUCCAAGCAAUACGGUGACGUCAUGACCGUGUGGAUAGGGCGAGAUGUAAACAUCAUCAUCAGCGGCUACAAGACCAUCCGGAACGCCCUGGUCAAAAGGGCCGACGAAUUCUCCAGCCGGAGAAUUUUUCCUGCAGUAGCGGAUCUACGUGGGCCUGGAGAUACCAGUACUUCAACUAAAGGUGUGCUUUUCGCCGCCUAUGGACCGGACUGGAAACAUCAGCGUAAGUUUGCCCUGAUGACCCUCCGGGACUUCGGCGUGGGCAAGCGGAGUUUGGAAGGUAAGAUACGAGAGGAAGCCGACGCAUUAAUCCAGGAAGUCGAGUCGAAAAAUGGACUUAAAUUUGACAUCAAACAAAUGUUGCCGAACGCUGUUUCUAAUGUCAUUUGCUCUAUUGCCUUCGGGAAUCGAUUUGAAUAUGGCGACCCUGAAUUCCUGCGACUGAUUGGCUUGAUGAACGCUGCCGUUGAAGCUCAACCUUCCAGAGAUAUUCUUCCAAACAUUCAUCCCGUGUUUCGGCGCCUUCCAUUCGGAUCACCACAUCAGGACAAACUAGUUGACUUGACUUUAGGCCUCCAAGUGUUCUGCUCUGAACAGAUAGAGAAACACAGGGAGACAUUUGACCCAAACGACAUCCGGGACUUUAUCGACGCUUUCCUCCUUGAACAACGGCAAGCCCAGGACGAGCGAGCACGGGAGAACUUCACCGACAAACAGCUGCAAGAGCUACUUUUUGACUUGUUCAUCGCCGGAACGGAAACCACCGCCACUACCACUCGCUGGGCCCUGUUGUAUAUGAUUUUAAACCCCGACAUCCAGGAAAAGGUUCGCCAGGAGAUAGACUCAGUUCUGGGCCAGGCUUUCCCGUCCUAUGAUCAGCGGAACAACAUGCCCUACACAACAGCGACCCUAGCGGAAGUCCAUCGAAUCAACACCAUCGUGCCCCUGACCGUUCCCCACGCAGCAUCCAAAGACACCACGCUCAACGGCUACAGCAUCCCAGCGGACGCCACACUCUUCUUUAACCUGUGGUCCAUCCACAUGGACCCUCAGCUGUUCCCGGAACCAGACAAGUUCAACCCCGACAGGUUCCUGGAUCAGAACGGAAACUUCGUCAAGCAUGAGGCGCUCGUGCCGUUUUCCAUAGGCCACCGAGUGUGCCUAGGCGAGCAGCUGGCAAGGAUGGAGCUUUUCCUGCUGUUCGUUUCCUUGAUGCAACGUUUCACCUUCCACCUGCCAGAGGGCGCCCCAGUGCCUUCCACGGUGGGACACUUUGGCGGUAUCGUCAAUGUGCCUCAUCCCUUCGAUAUGUGCGCCAUCCCACGCGAAUGAUCAUAAUUAUGAUCGAUAGAUUGCUACCAUCCUCAUUGCAAUGUCUCUCUAGAU
This is a messenger RNA of Branchiostoma floridae (Florida lancelet), 1655 nucleotides long. Its product is annotated as cytochrome P450 2U1-like. Gene Ontology annotation, cellular component: intracellular membrane-bounded organelle; cytoplasm. Gene Ontology annotation, molecular function: oxidoreductase activity, acting on paired donors, with incorporation or reduction of molecular oxygen, reduced flavin or flavoprotein as one donor, and incorporation of one atom of oxygen; iron ion binding; heme binding. NCBI's taxonomy places the organism in Eukaryota, Metazoa, Chordata, Leptocardii, Amphioxiformes, Branchiostomatidae. The coding region runs from base 63 to 1601 and encodes 512 amino acids. The transcript is spliced from 7 exons. Gene Ontology annotation, biological process: xenobiotic metabolic process. The record is from RefSeq and is a predicted model, not a curated record.